Coregonus sp. 'balchen' is the source of this 28361-nucleotide messenger RNA. NCBI's taxonomy places the organism in Eukaryota, Metazoa, Chordata, Actinopteri, Salmoniformes, Salmonidae. The record is from the annotation of a GenBank genome assembly.
CUUCGUUGGGGACUUCAACUACAUCAGACGCAUCUUCCCCUCUGGGAACGUCACCAGUGUUAUGGAGCUCAGGUAAGGAUGGAGAAAGGGAAAAACUAGCUUAUUUGUUGUACUUGCCUUUUGUUUUAGUCUGAAUCAAAGCGAUGUUGGGUCUAUUUCUUGAAGAUGGUUUUACUUUUGUAAUGUUCUUGAUCUGUGGUUGUUUUACCUACUUCUGAUGAAUGACUAAGAUGCAUAUGUAGAGAAAGAGGGAUGGAUGGAUAGAUAAAUUGAGGGAGGGAGGUGGGGUUGUGUGGGUGGCGUUGGGUGGAUGGGUGGAUGGAUUGAAGGGGUGGUGCUCAGGUUGCCAGGUGUGGGGAAGGGAGUAAGAUGGACAGGAGAAUUCAGUGAUGGAUGGCUGGAUGACACAAGCGGUACCCCCUGAUACACAAACAUUAACCUGUUUCAGUAAAAAUUCCUUUUCACACUCGCUACAUGUGGAGUGUGGUCAGUCAUAUCUGGUCAUUUACAAUGAUGAGAUACAGAGAUAUGGAAUGCACACACACACACACACACACACACACUCUCCUGGUCUGUAGGACAUUUUAGCACUGUUAUGAACACUCACUGCUCAUAAAUGACCUUCUCACAUUUUCCCCUGAUGAAAUAUAUCCCCUGUCUUUCUCUCCUCUUUUCCUUCUCCAGCUUCUGCUUCUCUUGCUUUCUCUCUUUCCCCACUGAUAAACUCACCCUUCCAUGAAAAUAUGACCAGACACAGGGAUGUAAAUCCUCCCUCCCUUUCACACCCCCCCCCCCUCUCUCUCUCUCUCUCUCUCUCUCUCUCUCUGUCUCUCUCUCAAUCUCUCUCUAAUUCAAAUUCAAAUUCAGAUUGCUUUAUUGGCAUGAAAUACAAUUUGUAGAUAUUGCUAAAGCAGUACAAUGCAAUGAGUAUAAUUAAAUAAAGUUCAUUUCAAUAAAAGUAAUAAUAGUACAUAUAAUCAUGUAUACAAGUACAACACUAUUGCUCUUUCUUUCUUUCUUUCUUUCUCUCUCUCUCGCUCGCUCGCUCGCUCUCUCUCUCUCUCUCUCACUCUCUCGCUCUCUCGCUCUCUCUCUCUCUCUCUCUCUCUCGCUCUCUCUCUCGCUCUCUCUCUCUCUCUCUCUCUCCGGCCAGCACACAGUAAUACACCCAGUCUUAACUCAAUUUUAUUAUUGGCUUGGUGGACCCAGUCCUGUAAAUUAAAAAUUGACUAAUUAGAAAAAGAGAGAGAGAAAGUGUGUGUGUGUGUGUGUGUGUUAUAAAUGAAAAGUCACUCCUCAACAUUGGCAUAUACAGUAAUCCCAGCGUUCUGGCUAGUCGCCGUGGGUGCUAACGGUAUUGUUUAGGCUCUGCCUUUUCAUUUUCUGGGACACAAUCAAUAGGCCAUUAUGAGCCUGUUAACCUGGAGCACAAGCAUGGAACGCUAACGCUAAUGCUAGCUCCCAGGUGAAUCAUUCAUGCUAACGCAAACGCUAGCUCCCAGCUGGACCAUUUAUGGUUUCCUUUUCUCUGGGUAAGACUUGUGGCAGGAGGGGGAAACUACUGCUUAGAGCUGCCUCUGCUCAACAACCGUGACGGCUGUGUGUUUGUGUGGGUGGGGGGGAUGUGUGUUCUAACUCUCUUCCUGCCUGCCUGACUGUCUAUAUAUAUAUAUAUAUAUAUAUAUAUAUAUAUGUAUGUUAAUGUUUCAGUGUGUAUUAAUAUGUUUAAUGAUGUACAGGUGUGUGUGUGUGUGUGUGUGUGUGUGUGUGUGUGUGUGUGUGUGUGUGUGUGUGUGUGUGUGUGUGUGUGUGUGUGUGUGUGUGUGUGUGUGUGUGUGUGUGUGUGUGUGUGUGUGUGUGUGUGUGCGUGCGCGCGCGCGUGCGUGCAGACAUCGCUCUUCCUUCGUAUCCAUGGCAGGACCUGUCUCUCUUUCUGUGUGUUCUCCCUCCUGACUAACCAACGCUCAUCUAUCAUCUCUCUCUUUCUUUUCUUCUCUUUCUUGUUCCCUUCUGCUUCCGCUCCUCUAAGAAAUAAAGAUUUCAGACAUAGGUAAGCCUCAGUAACAAUAUAACAAUGUACCACAGAUCCAUACCAGUCUUGUUUCUCUCUCUCUCUCUCUGUCCCCUGUGUAAACCCUAGUGGCAGCUCGUCCAUAGAAUACAGUCGCUGUCUUUACAUAAAGGCUUUAGAGGGAUUUCAGGAUCAUUCUAGCGGAUUGGCCGACAACAGCUCUCGGCAAAUCGGACUCCUUUAUCUGCCUACAAACCCGCUGGAACCAUCUAGAACCCCCUAGUCAUUUGUGAAGCACAUUAUAAAAGACACGCCUGCUAAAAAAGCUAACUAGCGAAAUGUUUUGAGGGGUUCCUCUGUGUUGUACGGUUGGGACCCUUUGGCCAAGAGGAGUGAGGACAAGACCCGGGUUCAAGUCUAGAUGAAGAGGAGAGGAGAGAGAAGAGGAGGAACUAUGGUGGUGCUCAGAGCUGCUCUCUCUGUGUGUUCCUGACUAGUGUUGGUUCGCGCUAAAUCAGGCCUAUUGUUCAUACGUCAGACGGGAUGUGCUGUGCUGUCAUCAUAGGCUGAUGGGGCCCACACAGCAAGGACAAAGAGGGAUACCUCUGAGGAGGAGAAGAAGAGAUGGAGGAGGUGCCUUUCUAUAAAGAGGAGAAGGGUGGGAUAUCUGGAAAAUGAUCAGAGGAGAGGAAGAACAUUCCUUCAUGAUGAUAAUGUAGCUUGGGCCAUGGGGAAUAACUUUGACUGGCCCAGCCAGUCAAAAACUUGUUUUCUCAAAUUUGUUUACAUCCCUGUUAGUUAGCAUUUCUCCUUUGCCAAGAUAAUCCAUCCACCUCACAGGUGUGGCAUAUCAAGAAGCUGAUUAAACAGCAUGAUCAUUACACAGGUGCACCUUGUGCUGGGGACAAUAAAAGGCCACUCUAAAAUCUGCAGUUUUGUCACACAACAAUGCCACAGAAUUCUCAAGUUUGGAUCGAGCGUGCAAUUGGCAUGCUGACUGUAGGAAUGUCCACCAGAGCUGUUGCCAGAGAAUUUAAUGAUCAUUUCUCUACCAUAAGCCGUCGUUUUAGAGAAUUUGGCAGUACGUCCAACCGACCUCACAACCGCAGACUACAUGUAACCACGCCAGUUCAGGACCUACACAUCUGGCUUCUUCACCUGCGGGAUCGUCUGAGACCAGCCACCUGGAUAACUGAUGAAACUGUGGGUUUGCACAACCGAAGAAUUUCUGCACAAACAACGUUCAGGAGCUCAUUGCUGCGUCGUCCCACCAGGGUUGACUUGACUGCGUCGGCGUCUCAGAUUCAGUGGCAAUGACUCACCUCGAUGGCCACGGCAGCGGAGGCUCCAUGAUAAUACCCGGUUCAACUGUACCGGGCAACCUGCAGAAGCAUGUACAAUGUGUGGGCGAGCCGUUUGCUGACGGUGCCCAGUGGGUGGGGGUUAUGGUAUGGCAGCAUACUCGGACACCACAAUGCAUUUAUGAUGCAAUGAUGCCAUGAAGACAUGAUGAGAUUGAGGAUGCUCUGGACACUCCAUGUUAAAACGUGAUUUUCCAUUCCUGAGCCAAUGUCACCCAUGUUUCGCAUCUCCAUCGACAAAACAUCCUAUGCCAAUACCAGCAAUCGCACAGCCACGAUGAGGAGUGCGACUUCAUGGCCACAAUCAAAAGCUGUCAUGAGUCAAAUGGUGGUUACACCAGAUACUGACUGGUUUUCUGAUUGUUUUUUUAAAAGGUAUCUGUGACCAACAGAUGCAUAUCUGUAUUCCCAGUCAUGUGAAAUCCAUAGAUUAGGGCCUAAUUUAUGUAUUUCAAUUGACUGAUUUCCUGAUAUGAACUCUAACUCAGUAAAAUCUUUGAAAUUGUUGCAUGUUACCUUUAUAUUUUGGUUCAGUAUAGUUUCAGUAUGACAGAAUGACAAUAAUGGUGAAAAUAGAGAGGUCUUUUUAGAAAUGCGUCCCCAGCCCACUCAUUCAUUCCUCAGUACUUCAGGGUAACAAUAAUAAUUUCCCAUUAUGAAUUAAUGGUAAUGAAUUAAUAACCAUUUGGGGCCAUUCAUUUGCGAGGCGUCUAAUGCAUCACAGAGACUCCUUUAGUGUCAGACGCAUUCAUCCUAGUCCCUCACACGCACACACACACACACACACACACACACACACACAUACACAUACACACACACACACACACACACACGGUACAGACACAGACAUACACACACCCAGACGUCUCGCUCCAUUUGGGAGUGUCAUUAAGACUAGCGGUAUUGACCCCCUUGCUCCGCUGAGCUUUGUAAACUGAACAGACUGUUGACCUCAAAGCUCCUCAGAACCACUUUAAUGAAGGAGUAUCCACACACACUUGCACACUCACACACAAACACACACAUUUGUUAUCAUUCAAUGUUUUGUCUUUUGAGCUUCAGCUUCUUAUUAGCUGUUUGCCUCUGUGUUUGCCUCUGUGUUUGCCUCUGUGUUAUCCUCUGUGUAAAUCCUCCUUGUCUUUAGCCCUCAGUGACAAAGAAACACCUGCCUCUUGUCAUAUUUGUUAAAGAAAUGUAAAGAUUCACCGCAACAUGGAGGAGUGGUGGUGUCUGUCUCCCUGAUUUUUUACUCUUGCCUGAAGCGACACUCUUUCGUAACCGUUCUCGCUCUGACUGAGUCGCUGAUGACAGAUUCAUAUUCAAGCUUCUGUGUUAUUUACUUCCCAGAAUGUUUUCCUGUCUACCUUUACCUGCAGGUGAAGUGGGCACUAAGAGUACAGUGGAGUGUCGGUGAGAGCAAAGUGCAAAGACAGUCAAAUGCUCCAAUGUAAAAAAAAAAAAAAAAAAAAAAAAAAAACAUUAUUCUGUUUAUCUUGGAUCCCCUGGGCUGAAGCCUGAAAUGUCGUUUUUUUCUGGAGAAACCAGACAUAUUGCUCUCUCUCUCUCUCUCUCUCUCUCUCUCUCUCUCUCUCUCUCUCUCUCUCUCUCUCUCUCUCUCUCUCUCUCUCUCUCUCUCGCAAUUCAAUUUUCAAUUCAAAGGGCUUUAUUGGCAUGGGAAACAUAUGUUUACAUAGCCAAAGCAAGUGAAAUAGAUGAUAAACAAAAGUGAAAUAAACAAUAAAAAAUGAACAGUAAACAUUACCCUCACAAAAGUUCCAAAAUAAUAAAGACAUUUCAAAUGUCAUAUUAUGUCUAUAAACAGUGUCUCUCUCUGUCUCUCUCCCUCUCUAUCUUUCUCUAUCUCUCUAGCCAUGAGUGUGUCAUUAGAAACAGCUUGCCUGCCCUAAAAAGCCCCGACUAGACUAGCCAGCCUGUCCUUGGCGUGAGGUGUCUGGGUCCUUCCACCUAUUUUAAGCCAUCUUAAUUGACGCCCGUUGAUCAGUUGUUGACUUUCAUCAACCGCUACGGCAACCGCCGGCGCCCAGCUCACCAAGCAGGCGAUGAUGGAGCGAAUGUGACAGGUUACUGGGCAUCAUUAGGAGCAUGUCAGACGAUAGUGAUCAGCAGUCGCAUCGUGUUAGGUUCACCCCGGCUGAGGCCAUAUGCCACUGUGGAACCGUGUACCCCCUCCUCUAACACCUCUAUUAUGAUGUGCCACAGGCACAAAAUGGACGCUGUUAUAAAAAGGAACCCAUCUGUGUUCAUUUGUUCCGUUUCCUUGUUGGUGGUAUGGUAUCUUUAUGUGAAGUGUGGAUGUCAAGUUGUAGUUUGAGUUCUGUAGUGUCACUAUUUCACUGUCCCUAACUGUCAACUCUUCCUCCACUUUGCUUUCCGUAGCAACAACCCGGCCCACCGGUACUACCUGACGACAGACCCGGUUACGGGGCAGCUGUACGUGUCAGACACCAACUCCCGCCGCAUCUACCGGCCCAAGGUCCUGAUGGGCACCAAGGAGCUGCUCCAGAACGGAGAGGUGGUGGCGGGGACUGGGGAGCAGUGUCCCCCCUUUGACGAGGCACGCUGCGGGGACGGGGGCAAGGCCACAGAGGCCCUCCUCAUGGGACCCAAAGGUAGGGUGACAGAGGAAUAAACACACACAGUACAGACACCAAAAUGAUGAACAUAGUACAUUCACAGUGCCCUGUACAGAGAAACACACAACUACACAGGACAUUGGUACAGACACCAAAACACACACACACAGGAAUAUUGGUCUGGUGUAUAAUUCAUGCACAGUUCCCUGUAGAGAAAAACAGACCAACCCCUGGUAAAAGGCUUUAGCACUUUUCCCCCGCGAGCUUCCAUCCCCAUUAUGCUACCAUUAUACUGCCAUUAUGCUGCCAUGGCAUUAGCACACAACCACACAGACUCAGACUCACAUACCCUUCCCACAUACUGUUGGACUGUAGCCUCGCUUAGUAUGGCCUCCAACCCUCCACUUCAGACAAUCUGUCAGUCUGUCUGUCCCGCCGCACCAGCCAGCCCACAUAAAACCUGUCUAACCCACAGGUGUGACUAUCACACACACCCCGGCGGUAAUGAGGUGAGAGGUGGCUGUGCAGUAGCUGGGAGAUUUUGGCAGGCACAAGCUUUUAGUCUAGAUUUUAAUGGAGAGAGCCCUUACACACACACAGGACUAUCUCACACACACACACACACACACACAGCUGCCUGUUAAACCGCAGUUAGAGAGCGAGUCUGAAGACCAUUAGGAGGGCGGGAACGUGUGAGAGAGGGAAAGAGAGAGAAAUGCAAAUAAAUGUUAGCAAGCCGUCGCUAGCAGCAGAUGGCUUAGAGAGAGAGAGGGAUGGAGAGAAGAGAGAGCGAGAGUGUUUUCAUUCCCAACAUGCCUCCUCUCCUCUCCGCCUUGCCACUCCUCUCCUAUUCUCCCUUAUUUUCAUCCCACCCUCUCCUCCUCUCUCUCUUCUCUCCUCCACUCUCUCUUCUCUCCUCCCUACCUCUCUUCUCUCCUCCUCUCUCUCUUCUCUCCUCCCUACAUCUUCCUCCUCUCAUCCCAUCCUCCUCUCUCUUCAUCUGUCUCUCCUUUCAUUAGCUUGCUGGUCAUGGCGGAAUGCGGCAGUUUUUUUUUUAACACCCCUCCCCUCCCAUCCCUUUUUUCUCUCCUCCCCCUCCCCCUCCCUCUUUCCCUUCACCUUCCCCUCCCCCUCAAACCCCACCCUAUAGGAUCAGCAGUGGAGCAGGAACACACACCGCCUCAGGAGCGCGGACCUCAGAUACACACACGGGAGAGAAGUUGCUUUAAGCUGCUGUUGUCGCAACCAUAGCAACAGUCUGUUUCUCAUCCAUUUGGAUGUGAAGUGAAGAUGAACUAACCCCCCUGCUCCUCCCUCCCUCCCUCCCUCCUUCCAUCCUUCCCUCCCACCAGAAACAUGGGUGUUGUUUUACCUUCCUCCUCUCUCCUAGACUCUCAUCCCCAAAAUAGAGACAGUUAUAGAUUCACACAUUUGAUUUGAUUAUAUUCUAUUUUUCUUAUUUUGGUUUUUUUUUUAAAUGCAGAGACGGCACUGAAAAUUGCUUAUUUUCCUACCUCCCUCCCGCCCUUCCUCUUCAGCCCUGUGAAAUAAUUCACUACUAGACAUCAAAAUGUAAAUUAUUCACAGGGUGCUUCCUUCUGCAGUGACCUGAAAGAUGCCCAAGCCACACUCAUACACACAAACACGUUGUACAGGCCGGCAGGUGCUGUGUGUGCAUGUGCAUCGGUGUGUGUAUGUGCAUAUAGUAUGUCUGUGUGAAUGUGCACGUACGCAGAUAUGUGUACGUGCAAAUAUCUCAGUCUCCAUCUCUCUGCUUCUACUCCAGGUAUUACCUUAGAUAAGAACGAGUACAUCUACUUCUACUAAAUCUCCUUCCCUUCCCUCUGUCCCUCUACUCCAGGUAUUACGGUAGAUAAGAACGGGUACAGCUACUUCUACUAAAGCUCCUACCCUUCCCUCUGUCCCUCUACUCCAGGUAUUACGGUAAAUAAUAAUUGGUACAUCUACUUCUUACCUCUCAUCACUUUCCCUCUCUGUCCCUCUACUCCAGGUAUUACGGUAGAUAAGAACGGGUACAUCUACUUCGUAGACGGGACCAUGAUCAGGAAGGUGGAUCGUAACGGGAUCAUCUCCACCCUGUUGGGCUCCAACGACCUCACCUCAGCACGACCCCUGACCUGUGAUACCAGCAUGCACAUCAGACAGGUGGGUCACAUACACACAGGGACAUCCACCUAAGCACAAACACACACCCAACCUCCAGUGUUUGCUGGAUUCACUUUAUCUUAAUGGUGGCCAUCAUGGAGUCAUUGUUCAGAGCCAUACAUGGUCCUCUGUAGCUCAGCUGGUAGAGCACGGCGCUUGUAACGCCAAGGUAGUGGGUUCGAUCCCCGGGACCACCCAUACACAAAAAAAAAAAAUGUAUGCACGCAUGACUGUAAGUCGCUUUGGAUAAAAGCGUCUGCUAAAUGGCAUAUUAUUAUUAUAUACAUACAUGGUUCAGUCACCCUUACUAUAUAAAGCAUUUUGAAACCAUAAAAGUGUUAAGUUGGCAAUAAACAUUCAGUCCAUAUAGCCUCUGCGAAGUUGACUGUAGUAGAUGGUGUGGCUGGUUAGUAUUGACAUGGGUGUUGUCUCAUCUGGGAGAACCAGCCAGUGUGUGUUGUGUUCUCCCCUAUUAAAAGCCUUUAGCUCCCCCUGCUGGCCGCUCCCUAAACCCCAAACCUGCCCCAGUCAACCAACACAGCUGAACUCUGCCCCCAGGCCUAGGUUUCAGUGCCAGGGUUGGGGUCGAUUCCAUUUCAAUUCAACCAAUUCAGGAAGUAAACUGAAAUUACACAAUGAGAACAUUUGAAUUUUACCGUAAAACUUCAAUUAAUAGCCUGGGCGUUUAUUUGCUUAAAUCACUGAAAACAACAGGCACUUAUUAGAGACAGGCUUCUAUUUGAGCCAGGCGUCUAUUUCCUUAGUGCACACACCUUUUGCUCAUUUACAUAGUUAAUUGUUUAAUUUGAGCAUUCACUUCCAGAAUUUUAUAAAUUUCUUAAUUUCCUGCACUCUGUUAUCAUUUACACACUGUGUCACGUUUCUUUUGUCUUAUUAUACCUCAGAAAAACAAAACUUUUCCUUGAAUUAUUCUCCUCUUUGACUGUGCAUUUUCGUCUGUUCUUACUUUCGCCAUUAGAAGGCGGUCGGCCGAUUUCUAGGGCUCUGUACUCCCGAAGUUGUUGACUGUUUUUGUGCUUGCCAGUUAGCUAGCAGUUCUCUGCUGUUAGCAGCUAAUGGCUAGGAGUUUCUUAUUGGCGAUAUAAACUAAUGAUUGUCAUAAUUUUUCGAGUCAUUACUGAAUUAUUUUAUGUAACAAAUCAAGCAUUAAACCUUGUAAACAAUUCAUGGUAAUUCAUGGUAACCUCGUAAACAAUUCAUUUAGACCCAGUGUUUAUUUGAAACAGCUGUUUAUUUGCUGAAAUGUGUGCAGUUGCCCGGCUAUUAAAAGGGACAGGCGGCUAUUUGAAACUCGCCGUCUAAUUGAAGUUAUACAGUUGUUCACUUCCUGAAUUGCCUAAUUGAAAUGGAACUGACCCCAACCCCAAACAGCACUAUGGGCCAAAUCCAACUCCAGGUAUUUCAGGGUCCAGUUUGGAUCUCUCUUUAUUGUUGAAAGACAAGAAUCAUCUGAGGAUUAUGAGGGAAUAGGAUGUGUCAAUCAUAAUAAUGUUCCUGAAAGUGGCCUCCCCUAAUGGAGGUCUUACUAGGCGCUUCUCCUGGAUUAUCCAAUCAGAAUGGGCUAUUUUGAGCUUUAGUGAAGCACUGUAGUGGGUUAUCUUGAGUGAUAGGCUACUGAUGGUGCUGUCUAGAUGGUGGUAGUUUUGUUGAUGUUUGUGGCCAAACUGAGAGAGCCCAAGAGAAUGUGUCGGUUUUCUGACUGAAAGUAUAUUGACAGUGUACUGAACUAAUGUGAUGCAUAACCAGUAUGGGCAAGUCAGGUAUUUGUUGUGUUGUCUCUGAGUCCCCUGUUCCUUCCACUGCUAGCUAGAUCAAUGUGUGUGUGUGUGUGCGUUUGUGUGUAUGCCCUGAGCUACCCCUAUAACAAUCCUCGCUACACCUCACUUCCUCCGAUUCCCCGUCUCUCACAACUCAGACCUUUAAAUCCCAGAGACAGAUUCACUCAGAUCAUUCUUCUCCAUCUCUCUUCCUUUCUUCUUUGGACUCACUCCUCCUCCUUCUCAUCCUCUUCUCCUCUGCACAGUCACAAUCACAGAGCGAGGGAGAGAGUCCCCAGUGACAAAGAGGGAGAGAGAGAGGAAACAUAGAGUUGAAUUAUUCAGAGAGGAACAUAUAUGCAGUACCAUUGGGUCCGGGGGGAAGAAUGGGGAAGAGACACAGUGUAGCGCAGCCAGCCAGCCAGCCAGGGAGGGAGAAGAAGUAUGUCUAUGUCCCAAAUGGCACCCUAGAUAGUGCACUACUUCACACCAGAAUAGUAGUGCACUAAAUAGGGAAUAGGGUGCCGUUUGGGACGCAGCUUGGGACUCAAUGGAGCAAAAACAAACCGAGACAGCUCUGUGUCAGUUAAAACAGCCAGCAGAAACACAUCCACGUGGGGCACGCGUUACACUGCAACGUCCCACCACUGUCACCUCAACAUGGCGGUGGAAUGAAAUAAAAUGUUCCCAUACACAUAUUGUAGCGAGGCCAGUCCCCUCCAUCUCUUGCCUCAGUGCUUUCAAAGCUAUAUCACACUAUAUCUCCAACUCUCUCUCUCUCUACAGGAGUUAGGUUGAGAAGUAGACGAUGCAGUGGCUUCCAACUGAUGUUUUUGUGCAUCUGAAUAGACAGGAACGCUCUGUUGUCAUUUAAUUUUCCUCAACUUUUCUCUACUUCCAUUUCCACAGGGAAAAAGCAGGGGUUAAGUAUUUGUAGCAUUUUGAGAGGCGAAGGAAGAAACACAGUCUAACUUCCAGUCACUGCAUGGUGCCCAAAUAGUGCCUCUUUUUAGUACAGCUUUAUCCAUGUAUAAUGCAUGGUCUGUAACUGGCAGGGGAGAGCUUUUAUGUGGUCGAGCUGAAGGCUGAAAGCGUCAUUACCUUUUAAUGGUCCUCUGCUGAGGUGCUUUACCUGCCAGGUCACUCAGGGUCAGGGGUGGGGUGAAGAUGACGGGCCAGGGCCAAAGAGAGCAGACCCAAACUACCGCUAUGCCCAGAGCUCUACAACACUAAUGGUGCAGAAGUGUGUAUGUUUUGGAGGGUUGGGGGGUGGGGGGGGGGGAGUGUGUUCUCCUCAUAUCAUCUUAACCAUCACAUACCCUGCUCCUCCACGGGGAGAUAGAAAGAGGAUGAGGGAAAAGUCUCGUUUAGACAAUAAAACUUGAACGUUUACGUCUCUCUUUCUCUCUCCUCUUUGUUUUGCCAGCAAACAGUUGCUUCCCUCAGGCCAUGAGGGAACACAUCAUUUCGCAGAGUGUGUAUGUCUGUGUCUGCGUGCGUGUGUGUGCACAUGCAUGCAUAAGUGAGUGUGUGCCUGUGUGUGUGUCUUAAAAUGUAAUAAAUGACCCGGUGGCUGAUUAAAUUGAAUCAGAGCGAGGCACACAAUGUAUAAGUCCUGAGAAGUAAAGGAUCCUUCUUCAUCAGUGUCACAGCCAGACGCUCAGAGGGGGGAGGAGGGGGUAGAGGGGGGAGGAGGGGGUAGAGGGGUGGAAGGAGAGGGUAGAGGAGUGGAAGGAGGGGGUAGAGGAGGGGGGGUAGAGGGGGGAGGAGGGGGUAGAGGGGUAGAGGGGUGGAAGGAGGGGGGGGUGGUAGAGGAGAGUGGGGGUAGAGGGGGGGGGGAAGGGGGAGGGGUAGAGGGGGUAUUUUAGGGGGUUUAGAUGGGUGGAAGGAGGGGUGUAGAGGGGGGCCAGGGGGGGUGCAAAGCAGCACUAGACUCACAUCUCAUCUAUUCUGUGUUUGUGGGUUGAUUUGUUUGUUUCUGUCAUCUUCACAGAACUUUUGCAAAGAGUUUUUACCCCUUGAGGCUAAUAAAGGUUUCUAUUUAAUUUAAUUUUUCUUCUCUUUUAAGUGUAUGUAAAUUGUAAAGUAUUUUUUGGGUCUGUAAUGUCUUUUCCGUUGUGUGUCGGACCCCAGUAAUUCGCCAUUGGCUUCGGCUAAUUUGGAUCGUAAUAAAUCAAAUCAAAUCUCUGCUCUACUGUAGAUUCGUCUGGAGUGGCCCACAGCCCUGGCCAUCAACCCCAUGGAUAACUCCAUCUAUGUCCUGGACAACAACGUGGUGCUGCAGAUCACUGAGAACAGACAGGUGACCAUCACGUUCCCACAUAGGAACACUUCUAUUACAUACACAAAUAAGUUCAUGCUGGUAGCGUGAACAAGCGAGAUAAAAGGAUGCACCGACACAUUGCGGCUGAAUAAGCCUUCGUCAAAAUACUGGUCACCUCUUUGACUUGUGUUGCUGUUGUUGUUGUUGUUGUUGUUGUGUCCCAACAGGUGCGCAUCGUGGCGGGGCGUCCCAUGCACUGCCAGGUGCCAGGUAUAGAGUACACGCUGGGCAAGCGGGCGGUGCAGACCAUGCUGGAGGGAGCUGCUGCCAUCGCCCUCUCCUACAGUGGCGUGCUCUACAUUGCCGAGACUGAUGAGAAGAAGAUACACCGUAUCCGCCAGGUCAUAUAGUAUUCUAAUAUAGUACAAUAAUAUGUCAUGAGGCGAACAAGAAGAACAACGUACUGUUGUAUUUGUCGUUCUUGCAGAUGGCGCCUAUUUUGAAUAUCAUUGUUUUUACCUUCGUUGAUUGCAUUGAUUGUAAGUCGCUCUGGAUAAGAGCAUCUGCUAAAUGACUCUACUUUAAAUGUAAAUGUAGGUAUCCACAGACGGCGAGAUCACGCCCUUGGCCGGGGCUAUGUCCGACUGCGACUGCAAGAACGACGCCAACUGCGACUGCUACCAGACGGGCGACGGCUAUGCCAAAGACGCCCGCCUCAACUCGCCCUCCUCGCUUGUGGUCUCGCCCGACGGUACGCUCUACGUGGCCGACCUGGGCAACAUCCGCAUCCGCGCCAUCCGCCGCAACCAACCGCCGUCGGGCUCCGCCGUUUCCGGCCCGGGCUCCUUCGAGGUCGCCUCGCCGGCGUCCCAGGAACUCUACGUGUUUGAUUCCAACGGAACUCACCAGUUCACCAUGUCUCUCGUCACCGGUGACUACAAGUACAACUUCAGCUAUAGCAAUGAGGAGGACGUAACCGCGGUGACGGAUAGUAGUGGCAACACCUUGAGGAUCCGCCGCGACCCCAACCGGAUGCCGGUGCGGAUCGUUGCCCCGGACAACCAGGUGAUCUGGCUGACAAUCGGGACCAAUGGCGGGUUGAAGACACUGACGGCACAGGGACAGGAGCUGGUGCUGUUCACCUACCAUGGCAACAGCGGGCUCCUCGCCACCAAGACUAUACAGAUAGGAUGGACCACCUUCUAUGAGUAAGUGGGACUUACUGACCAGCAAAGACUUGGGGCCCCAUUCUGACUGACUGACUAUCUGACUGAAUGACUGACUGCCCCACUGGUUGUGUUUGAGAUAGCUGCUAUAAGACAAGUCUCUCUCCCUCUAUUGUCCCCUAAGACUGUGUAAGGAAGUGUGUCAGUGUCCCCAUUUUUGUGAGUGUCCCUUGUCCCUUAAGUCCUCUGACAACAUGAUGUCCUUCAUCAUCAUAUCUUCUAGUGAUUGGCUGUGUGUAUAAUAUAGAGCCAGCGGCCAUAUUUUCUGCACUUUCAUCUGAUCAGUAUCAGUAAGGCAAGGGGGCUGAACAAUGCCUGCUCAGCAAAACCCUGUCACACACACACACACAUACACUUACACACACACACUCACAUACACGCCACACAACACAGGGGAAAUCUUUAUAUAAAACUUUCCGUUCCGUUUCACCUUCCGUACUUGCACCACGUUCCAACACAUGGAAGAAUAGUUGUAAAUUAUACAGUGUGUGCGCGUGCAUAUGUGUGUGUCAUGCUUGGAGGGGAAGCUCAUCUGGGAGCCACACCCACUGUCACCAUGGAGGAAAUAUGGAGAUAUGGAGGGAGAGAGGGAAAGAGAGAGAGUGGGAGAACAGAGAGAGGAGAGAGAGAAGAGCAUGAGACGGAGAGAGGCACAAAGUGCUUCUUACUCCCAGAGAAGACAGACACAGGCAGACACAGGGCUGUCACUAAAAUCUCUCUCUAAAUGUGAUAGUGGGCUAGCUCAGAAACACACACACACACAGACUACAUUCCAUCCAGGCACCAAAAUAGACUCCCAGCCAUAUGGGACAGCAAAGGCCCUAGUCAGCUAGCCAGGCAGGUUGUUCUCUUUGCAGUGUGAUCCACCAUAGGACAGCUUCUAUAGCCUCAAACAUUUACCACAGAGCCCUUGCCAAAAAGACUGCCAUAGACUGGUUUUCUCUGAGUCUGAACCCAAACCCUGAUCCCUAUCCCCUCAAACAAACCAUAAGCCAUUCAUACAUCAACCCCUCAACCUGCUACCUGCUAACUCUAUUCAACAUCACAAUGCCAGAGGAAGUCCUUGACUACAGUGCUACAGUGUCUGACUGUAUCCUUAGAUACAUGUACAAAAAAACAAAUGUUUCCUGAUCUUUCUUAUAUCUCUCAGAUAUAGGAGAGACACUUCAGAACAAACUUCCUUUUGAUAUUUUGGGGGGACUAUCUGUUGUUCCAUGUAGUGAAUAUGUUAUUCAAUGUGUUUGUAUGGGCUAAUAGCAGUAAAGGCAAAAAUAUAAUUAUUCUCUCUCUGUCUUCUCUCUCUCUCUCUCUCUCUCUUUCUCUUCUUCCUUUUUCUUUCUUUCUUUCUUUCUUUCUUUCUUUCUUUCUUUCUUUCUUUCUCCCUCUCCUCCCCUCCAGUUAUGACAGUGAGGGUCGUCUAACCAACGUGACGUUCCCUACGGGGGUGGUGACCAACCUGCAUGGGGACAUGACCGGGGCCAUCACGGUGGACAUUGAGACGUCCGGCCGCGACGAGGACGUCAGCAUCACCACCAACCUCUCCUCCAUCGACUCCUUCUACACACUGGUCCAGGGUAAGUAAAGGGGGGGGGGGGGGGGGGGUCUGUCUGUCUGUGUGAGUGUGUGUCUCAACUUUGUGAGUACCAGUCAUGAAUAUUAAUGAGCCACGUUGAUAACCAACAGCAUUGAUUAGUCGAACGUCAACACAAUACUAAUGACUUCACCAAUUACUCAAUGGGCAUUAAUCCCUGAUCCCCUUUCAUUAUUAAAGAGGUCAUAAAAUAAAGACAGCUCAGAGAUCAAUAUACUUAAUCAUACAACAGUAAAUGUAUGUUUGUAGACAGAGGAUAGGAGAAGAGAGGACAGAACAGGAGGAGAGCAGAGGAGAGGAGAGGAGAGGAGAGGAGAGGAGAGGAGAGGAGAGGAGAGGAGAGGAGAGGAGAGGAGAGGAGAGGAGAGGAGAGGAGAGGAGAGGAGAGGAGAGGAGAGGAGAGGAGAGGAGAGAAACCUUGAAGGGUUCUAUCAAUGCAGACCCAACAUAGGAAUCUUCCAUCCUUUAUGUAACAGAAGGGGAGAAUGGGGUUAUCAAAUCUGAAAUCAGGUGUUUCUUAUUCAUGCAAUAAGACCCGAAGGGGUGUGGUAUAUGGCUAAUAAACCACGGCUAAGGGCUGUUCUUACGCACGACGCAACGCGGAGUGCCUGGACACAGCCCAUAGCCGUGGUGUAUUGGCAAUGUACCACAAACCCCCGAGGUGCCUUAUUGCUAUUAUAAACUGGUUCCCAACGUAAUUAGAGCAGUAAAAAAACCACGGCUGUCAGCCAAUCAGCAUUCAGGGCUCGAACCACCCAGUUUAUAAUCUUUGUUAUUGUCUUCAUGGAACUAAAACAUUUUCGACUUUGUUUCUUUCUCUCCACCACAGACCAACUAAGGAACAGCUACCAGGUGGGUUACGACCACUCUCUGAGGGUGAUCUAUGCCAACGGGAUGGACACACACUACCAGACGGAGCCGCACAUCCUGGCGGGCGCUGCCAACCCCACAGUGGCACGGAGGAACAUGACGCUGCCCGGGGAGAACGGGCAGAACCUGGUGGAGUGGCGCUUCCGCAAAGAGCAGACCCGGGGGAAAGUCAUCGUGUUCGGAAGGAAGCUCAGGGUGAGAAGGGAGGAUGGUGGAGGGAGGAAGAGGAAGAGGAGAGUGGCAGCCAUUUUAUUUAGGUUGUUUUGUUUUGUUUAUGCAAUUAGCUAUAUCAUCUAAAUAUAUGAACAGGUAAAUGAGGUAUUUGGUCUUGAUUUAGGGUUAGGCAUAAGGCAAAAGAGAGCAGCUGACAUUUUGAUUUGUAGGCAGAUGUGGAGGUUGGGGGUUUCUUUUUUUAUUUUUUUUGCUGUGACAGCUUGGCACCUUUCACACGCUUCCCAGCGGGCAUAGCUGGUUAAAACAUCAUUAUUACCAGUUAUGUCUAGGGGUUUCUUAUGUGGAUUCUGACAGUUGGCGUUUCACAGCCUCUCUCUUCCCUUGGAGAUGAUUUAGUCAGAUCUUUGGCUGCCACUUCCUUCUCGUUUUUACCACAACAUCAUUCAAACAUACGCUACAAUAUAGGAAGGGUCUUGGUCGAGGUUGGUUGUUAACUACAAUGUCGAUUUAACCACUGAAAGGAAGUGAGACCAUUUUCCAUAUCAAGUAGUCUUCAGUUUCAUUGUCAACAUUUCUGUCUCCUCAUUAUCACCAUCUAAACGGCUCAAAUUAGUGACAGUUUGUCAGCGAUUAGCGAGGGACGCCGAUGCUUUAUUGUUUGAAUGUUUUGUCUCCUCCAACAUCAAAGACGUAUUUUGAAAGUCAUUACCAUCUGUCCAACAAAGGAAAAGGUAUACUUUUGUUUACCGUUCCCUCUGUCAGAGAAGAGGGCUGGUCUCCAAGGUAACAACUGUGUCUUCAUCUCUUUCUCCAAAGACUACUCUCUGUCUGUCCCGAAUGGCACCCUAUUCCCUAUAUAGUGCACUACUUUUGACCAAGACCCAUAGGGACACUGUAUAUGCAAUAUGUAAAGAAUAGGAUGGCAUUUGGGACGCAUCCUAUGUCUGCUUAGUUCUCAGCCUCCUCAUCUCAUUACUGAAGAAUGUCCAGGAGGAAUCAGGGGCCCUCGCUUAUAAAAAAAACAUGAAGGCCAUAUUUUUUCUUCUUCCUAAGUUUUGCUGGCAACUUGAAAAGCUCAUGGGGGGGGCGGCAGGUAGGCUAGGUAGGUAUCCCCAAGGCAUCCAUCCCAGCAGGAUGCUUUCUUAUGGGAAAUAAAUUGAGGCCGGGAUCACGUUCUGUUGGCUAGUGUCUGGGUGUGUCUCGGCAGGCAUUCCGAAGGCCCCUGUCAUCUUCAAAUGAGUCUCAGCUCCCACUAGGCUGAGAGAGAAAAACUCUGCAUGGUUACCACCACAAUAUUAUUCUUAUUCUCUCUCUCUCUUUCUCUCUCUCGUCACUCUGGUUCUCUGUUUUUCUUUCUCUCUCUUUCUCAUUCUCUCUGUCUCUCUGUGUCUCUCUCGCUCUCCACCUCGCUGAAUUCCUAGGGGGGAUAAUUUAUGAAAGCAGCCAAAAGCAGGACUUUGAACACAUGCCAGCCAGUCUCUCACUCUAAUGAAACUCCCUUCACAAUAACAGCUAAUCGAAUGCUAAUAAUCCUUUAAAUGAAUUUAGUGUCGCUCUUGAGAAUCGAUCACGGUAAACGGCGGUUGAAACAAACAGCGGGGUCAUUGCGAAGCGAUAAAUAGCGGUUCUGUGUCUGGAAUUGACUUUGAAAGCCGGUUCAGUUCACAGUUUCAUAAUUUCUCCUGUGUGUUUGUUAGUUUUUUGUUUUAAAAGUUCAACAAUCUGUCCGAAUCUGAAUAAAGUCGAAAUAAGGUAUUUGUUAAUAAACAUUACUCCUUAGACUGCAAACCUUUUUAUUAUUAUAUUAUUAUUGGAUUUUUACAAUAUUCUAGCUAAAACUGUCCAAUCCUUCGUCUUUUCUCUAAAGGUGAAUGGCAGAAACCUUCUCUCGGUGGAUUACGACCGAGCUCUCCGGACAGAAAAGAUCUACGACGACCACAGGAAGUUCCUGCUGAAGAUCGUGUACGACACCCAGGGUCAUCCUACUCUAUGGGUCCCCAGCAGUAAGCUGCUGUCAGUCAACCUUACCUACUCCAGCACGGGGCAGGUGACCAGCCUACAGAGGGGUCCCACAACAGAGAGGGUGGAGUACGAUGGUCAAGGGAGGAUUGUGUCCCGAGUGUUCGCCGACGGAAAGACCUGGAGUUAUACAUACCUGGAUAAGGUAGGAACUAGGGCAGGGAUCAUCAACUAGAUUCAGCCGUGGGCCAAUUUUUUCUGGGUCGGGGGGCCGGAACAUUACAAAUCAUGUGUAGACUACAAAUUGACCGCAAGAAUCCCAAACAGAUAUAAUGUUUGACUAAAUCAUAAUAAUUUCAAACCUUGCUUACAUUUGUAUACGAUCACGUCGUUUCUCUCUAUUAUGCGUGGGAAUACUUGGGAACAGAUUUCUUAAAUUAAAAUCACUUGGAGCUGAUUUCCUGGUGUUUUUGGGGAACCCUAAACUAGGGAGUCAGGAAAACUCACACCCACACACGCAUAUGCACACUCUGGUCUCAUGAUCAGCAACACCAGCAAACACCCCAUAUUGACAAUGCAAAACCAUUGUGAAAAAGUACUUGAUUACUUAGUGUGAAUGCGCUUGCAUCACCGAUCUGUUGCAUUCCAAUUAGUGUUUUGGUGAGUAGUUGAACCGAUAUGGUCCAUGUCAAACGCAGCCCCGCUUGUUUGCUGUCAAAAUGUCACCCUUAAACUCCACUGCUGUGUGCUAAAGCUCAGUGUUCCUACACCCUGGCAUUACAGCAUCAGGUGCUAAAUACGCUGUGAGUCUCCCUAAUGCACGCCCAGUAAACUUUACCCUUACACACACACACACACACACACACACACACAAACACUUUCUGUCCCUCUUUACCCAUAGAUGAGCUGUUCAAAUCUAUAGAGACUGGCGCACCUCCUGUGACAAAAGGAUUAGUGGUGGUGAUAGUCGUCUAUUUUCAUUGUCACCACAAAAAAACACAAGGUUAUUUUCUGAAGAUGAAACCAGUGAAAAAAUAAAAAAGCCACAAAAGUAAUUGAAGGCCCCCUUGAAAGCUAUGAGUGUCAAAACAGAAAAGAUGCUUUGAAAAAUAUACUAGGGAGUCGGCACAGACUCUAUAAAAGGAGCUUAUUCCCUUUAGGUAGUAAGGGAUAUAGGAAGAGAGAGAGACAAAGAGAUGGAGGAGAGAGAGAGAGAGAGUUAGGUAGUAAGAGGAUAGUGAGAAGAGAGAGAGACAAAGAGAGGGAGGAUGAGAGGAGAGAGAGAGAGAGAGAGAAGAAUGAGAGGGAGGAAGAGGAGAGAGAGAGAGAGAGAGAGAGAGACAAAGAGAGGGAGGAGAGCGAGAGAGAGAGAGAGAGACAAAGAGAGGGAGGAGAGAGAGAGAGAGAGAGGAGAGAGAGAGAGAGAGAUAGAGAGAGACAAAGAGAGGGAGGAGAGCGAGAGAGAGAGAGAGAGAGAAGACAUUGAGGAGAGAGAGGAAGAGAGGAGAGAACAAGAGAGAGGAGGAAGAGAGAGAGGAGAGAGAGAGAGAGAGAGAGAGAGCGAGCAAAGAGAGAGGGAGGAGAGGAGGAGAGAGCGAGAACAGCAGGGGAGAUGACAUGGGGAUUUAGGUACAGAGAGAUGGCUUAAGAGGGUAGUAAGACAGAGUUAGGAGAGGAAGAAGGCUGGAGCCGGGUUUGACAGAAGGGAGGCCACAGGGACACAACACAGAGAGAACAGAGAGAGAGAAAUAUGGAGAGUACAGAAGGAGAGGGAGAUAGAGAAGAAUUAGAGAGAGGGUGGUAGAGGGUGAGAGAGAGAGAGGGUGAGAGAGAGAGAGAGAGAGAGAGAGAGAGAGAGAGAGAGAGAGAGAGAGAGAGAGAGAGAGAGAGAGAGAAUAAAUCAUCCCAAGAUGAUUCCCCAGAGUAGCAGAAACUUUUCUCCCUUCUCCCUUCCAGGACAAACUGUAGAGACGAUCAAAGAGGUUACGUUUACAUCAUGAGUAAACUACACUGAACAAAAAUAUAAACGCAACAUGUAAAGUGUUGGUCCCAUGUUUCAUGAGCUGAAAUGAAAGAUCCCAUACAAAUGUAUUUACAUCCCUUUUAGUGAGCAUUUCUCCUUUGCCAAGAUAAUCCAUCCCCCUGACAGGUGUGGCAUAUCAAGAAGCUGAUUAAACAUCAUGAUCAUUACACAGGGGCACCGUGUGCUGGGGACAAUAAAAAGCCUCUCUAAAUUGUGCAGUUUUGUCACACAACACAAUGCCACAGAUGUCUCAAGUUUUGAGGGAGCGUGCAAUUGGCAUGCUGACUGCAGGAAUGUCCACCAGAGCUGUUGCCAGAGAAUUGAAUGUUAAUUUCUCUACCAUAAGCCUCCUCUAACGUCGUUUUAGAGAAUUUGGCUGUACGUCCAACCGGCCUCACAACUGCAGACCACGUGUAUGGCGUCGUGUGGGCGAGCGGUUUGCUGAUGUCAACGUUGUGAACAGAGUGCCCCAUGGUGGCGGUGGGGUUAUGGUAUGGGCAGGCAUAAGCUAGAUACAACGAACACAAUUGCAUUUUAUCGAUGGCAAUUUGAAUGCACAAAGAUACGUGAUGAGAUCCUGAGGACCAUUGUAGUGCCAUUCAUCCGCCGACAUCACCUCAUGUUUCAGCGUGAUAAUGCACGGCCCCAUGUUGCAAGGAUCUGUACACAAUUCCUGGAAGCUGAAAAUGUCCCAGUUCUUCCAUGGCCUGCAUACUCACCAGACAUGUCACCCAUUGAGCAUAUUUGGGAUGCUCUGGAUCGACGUGUACGACAGCGUGUUCAAGUUCCCGCCAAUAUCCAGCAACUUCGCACAGCCAUUGAAGAGGAGUGGGACAACAUUCCACAGGCCACAAUCAGCGGCCUGAUCAACUCUAUGCGAAGGAGAUGUGUCGCGCUACAUGAGGCAAAUGGUGGUCACACCAGAUACUGACUGGUUUUCUGAUCCACGCCCAACACUUUAAUUUUUUUAAGGUAUCUGUGACCAACUGAUGCAUAUCUAUAUUCCCAGUCAUGUGAAAUCCAUAGAUUAGGGCCUAAUGAUUUUAUUUAAAUUGACUGAUUUCCUUAUAUGAACUGUAAGUCAGUAAAAUCGUUGAAAAUGUUACACGUUGCGUUUAUAUUUUUGUUCAGUAUAAGUUUGAAACAGGGCUAAAAAGUGUGUGUGUGCGUGCGUGCCUGUGUCUGUUCGCUCAUUAAAUAUGUAUGGUUUCCCCCACCACCCUCCCUCCCACACGGCCAUCAUCUGCCUGCCUGCACACACACACAAACACACACAACAACAACACACACACCACCCACCCACCCGGUGGUUGCCUGCCAGCCAAGAACUCUGGUAGAGUGACCAGCAAGAGGAACAUCACCGGCCAAACAUAUGUUGCCACAGUAGCAACAUACACACACACACACACACACACACAUAGACACACACACACACAGAUACAGAGAAACAGACACACAAACAUACACAGGGACACACACCCAGUGCCUGGGGAGCUUGAGUAAUGUCUGUCCAUGUAUGACAGGCAAGGUGAAGGAUCCACCAGGCAGACUCCCUCUGUAGAGAGAGAGAGAGAGAGACACACAUACACACAAACAAACCGACGCGUAUACACACACACACACACACACACACACAAUACACACACAGUAAGGCACUGAGGCAGGCAGAGAUGCAUAUCUGAAUCCUGGAGGGACUGGAGUGAUGUGCCAGUGUUGUUGUUGUUGUUGUUGUUGACUCACUAAGGUGCACUGCUCGUCUAUUCUACUUCCUUCUUAUGGGCCCCGUUCUUCAGUCAAUUGUUUUGUUGUUGAAAGUACGACCAACUAGCAUAACGACUGCGUCCCGAAUGGCAGCCAAUUCCGUAUGUAGUGCAGUACUUUUAACCACAGCCCCAUUGGCCCCCUGUUCAAAAGUAUUGCGCUACAUAGGGAACAGGUUGCCAUUUCAGACGUCGCCAUCCACUUCCACUCUCCCCCCCCCCGCCGCUAUGCAAAGUAGCUAAUUACCUGCUGUUUGGCUAAGUGAUUGUGACUUCCACUGGUGCCUACCUUUAUGAGAUAAGAAGGUAGACCCUACACUACUCCACACACACACACACACACACACACACACACACACACACACACGGCGAGGAGAAGAAAGGAGAGUGCCAGCAAAGGCCAACCUGAAUUAGCAAGUACUGCUUUUAGGAUAUAUGCAUGUAGCAUAGUGACAUGAGAGGUACGGGACGAUGGCUAAAAGGGGAAGGCGUUGCCGUUACGAGAAGCGGAAGAAGGAGGGGAGAGCAAGGAAACCAAUAAAAGAGAGAAAUUUAGGAAAUGGUAGUUAACGAGGCGUAAAGGAAGAGAGGAAAGGAUGUGACAUGAGGAGGAAGGAAGGAGGAGGGAGAAAAGCGAAAGAAGGAGGAAAGAGGAACGACAGGAAAAGAAAAAAGAGAAAGGAAAGGAGGGGAGUAUACCUGCUGUUGCGCUAGCAGGUGAAUGGAAUGGGACAUUAGAGUGAAGAAGUGGAUAUUACAGCCCGCAGUGCGUGAGCGGCAAAAGUCGCACGCGCGAGAGCAGGGCAGCCCAGGACGCCCCCAAGAGCCCUGGCACAGGCCAGGGGCCGCCAAGGCGCCCCAAGAGAGAAGCGGCGAACAAAAAAGGGGAGCCAGAAAGGCACGAGGGACCAAGCAGAAACAAAGGAAGAGAAGAACGAACAAAAGAAAAGCACAGAAAGAAGGACCCGAGAAAGGAAAAUAGACAGAGAAGGCAAGGCUGACAGAAAGGGAAGAACAGACGAAACACGAACAACGCCAUCUCCGUCCUCCUCCUCCCUCCCCCAUCUCACCCCCCGUCUCCCCCUCCAUCUCCGUCCUCCUCCCUCCAUCUCCGUCCUCCUCCCUCCAUCUCCGUCCUCCUCCCUCCAUCUCCGUCCUCCUCCCUCCAUCUCCGUCCUCCUCCCUCCAGUCCAUGGUGCUCCUGCUCCACAGCCAGCGUCAGUACAUCUUUGACUACGACCUGUUGGACCGCCUGUCUGCUGUCACCAUGCCUUCGGUGGCCCGUCACACCAUGCAGACCAUCCGCUCCCUGGGCUACUAUCGCAACAUCUACAACCCCCCGGAGAGCAACGCCUCGGUCACCGUUGACUACAGCGAAGACGGACAGCUCCUCAGAGUGGCCCAUCUAGGGACAGGUCAGAGAAAUGUCAGAACUGUUAUGGUUGUGUUAUGUGUUGAGUGUGUCUAAACUCCUUGUCUCGUCUGUCAUCAAGAAAAAAAUAUAUAUAUUAUCCAUAAAAUAAGAGAACAUUUUCAGAAACUUUCAGAAAACUUCCCUAAAACUGUAUUGCCAUUCAACAAAUAUUGCUUGGAAUUUAUGUUGGUGUUGUACACAGAAUAACCAUCCACUUCUACAUCAACAGGUCGUAGAAUUCUCUACAAGUACCGAAGACAGAACAAAAUGGCCGAGAUCUUGUAUGAUUCUACGAGGGUUAGCUUCACCUACGAUGAGACAGCCGGUGUGCUGAAGACGGUGAACCUCCAGAGUGAAGGGUUCAUCUGUUCCAUCCGGUACCGGCAGAUUGGACCGUUGGUGGACCGGCAGAUCUUCCGGUUCAGUGAGGAUGGCAUGGUGAAUGCACGGUUUGAUUAUACCUACGACAACAGCUUCCGGGUCACCAGCAUGCAGGCUGUCAUCAACGAGACACCGCUGCCCAUCGACCUCUACCAGUUUGAUGACAUCUCCGGGAAGGUGAGGUUCUUCAAUCAUGUCUAAAACUUUUUUUAAAACCUUCCUGAUGGAGUAAGACAUUCAUAAGUUACAUUCCUCAAGAAUCAAUGGCUAUAAUUUAAUUUAUUUAAAAGUCCAAUAAUGUAUGUACCAAUCCCAAAUGGCCCCUUCAAUCAAUGAUUUAAUUGUUAUUUUAGACAUCAUUUUUAUUUAUCUAUUUUAUCGCUUUUUUUAUCUCUCACAUUUCAUUACUUUACUAAAAGUGUGUUUGUGAUUUAAAUGCACUUUAAAUAAAGUUUGAUUUGAUUUAAAGGUGGAACAGUUCGGAAAGUUCGGUGUUAUCUACUACGACAUCAACCAGAUCAUCUCCACGGCCGUCAUGACCUACACCAAGCACUUCGACGUCCACGGACGGAUCAAGGAGAUCCAGUACGAGAUCUUCAGAUCCCUCAUGUACUGGAUCACUAUCCAGUAUGACAACAUGGGUCGGGUGACGAAACGCGAGAUCAAGAUCGGACCGUUCGCCAACACGACCAAGUACGGUUACGAGUACGACGUGGACGGUCAGCUCCAGACGGUCUACCUCAACGAGAAGAUGAUGUGGCGCUACAACUACGACCUUAACGGCAACCUCCACCUGCUCAACCCGGGUAACAGUGCCCGGCUCACCCCGCUACGCUUCGACCUCCGAGACCGCAUCACGCGGCUCGGGGAUGUCCAGUACCGUUUGGACGAUGACGGGUUCCUGAGACAGAGAGGAGCUGAGAUCUUUGAGUACAACUCCAAGGGCCUUCUAGAACGCGUCUACAGCAAAGGCAACAGGUUAGUUGGACGAUUGGUGACCUUACCUGACUGUACCAUCCAUACAUCACUGUAAACAUACACCCAACUUGGACCACUGACAGGUUUUUUAUUUUUUUGGGGGGGAUAUGUAUUUCAUUUCUAUUGUGUUGUUUGAUGAUAAUUAUUGUAUGUUUAAAAUGUGUCAAUUGUUUCAAAUAAUUCAUCCUUCACUGCUAUUAAUACUCUGUAAUGUUUCCUAAUUGUAAAAUCUCUCAUCUCUUUCUCAUCUCACUCUCUCUCUCUCUCUCUCUCUCUCUCUCUCUCUCUCUCUCUUUCUCCCUCUCCCUCCCCCUACCCCAACAGUUGGACCAUCCAGUACCGCUACGACGGGUUGGGCCGCCGGGUGGCCUCCAGAACCAGCCUGGGCCAGCACCUGCAGUUCUUCUAUGCAGACCUGAACUACCCGACCAGGAUCACUCACGUCUACAACCACAGCAGCUCAGAGAUCACAUCUCUCUACUACGACCUGCAGGGACACCUCUUCGCCAUGGAGAUCAGUAGCGGAGAGGAGUUCUAUAUCGCCUGUGACAACACCGGAACCCCUCUAGCAGUGUUCAGUAGUAAUGGGCUUCUUCUGAAGCAGGUAAGGUUUUAGAUCAGUUAGAAAGGCCUCAUGUACAGUCCCCGAUCCUCUAUGUGUUCUGUGUGUUGAUAGUUGGAUUUGACAUCCAAUAAAAGCUAGUCUAAAUCUAAAAGUAUCUAAAUCUACAUAUCCAGCGUGUUAGUUAUUAAAUGUAUUUAAUGAUUAUUUUCUAGGUUCAGUACACGGCCUAUGGCGAGGUCUACUUUGACUCCAACCCCGACUUUGUCCUGGUGAUCGGCUUCCACGGGGGUCUCUACGACCCCCUGACACGCUUGCUGCAUUUCGGGGACCGGGACUAUGACAUCCCGGCGGGGCGCUGGACCACCCCAGACAUCGGGACGUGGACGAGAGUCGGGAAAGACCCGGCGCCGUUCAACCUGUACAUGUUCCGGAACAACAACCCUGUCAGCAAAGUUCACGAGGUCAAAGAGUACGUCACAGGUGAGAGACCGUGAUGCUUCUUUUAAUUCACUCUAGUUGACUUCUUAUAGCUUAUGUAAGACAUAAACCUUCUAGAUGGUUUAUAGAAGGAAGACUAGGUCACAAAGGGAGUUGGUCACAGGUAAGAGACCGGGAUGCUACAUUUAAUGCACUCUGAUUUACUCCCUAUAGCUUAGGUAAGCAGAUACAAACCAAUGUACUGCAAUGCACAGAAUCAUGGUCUCAUUAGAUAUGUCUGGUACCUUGCCCUGUAGAACGGUAAGGCCUGUUAUGGCAAUACAAUAGGGACAUGUUGUCAUUGCAUGAUGACCACAGAUAAACAGUCUAUUGUGAAUACACUAUUAGUAUGAAUAUUUUAUGGCUGUGAACUUUCGUAAUUGUCUAGCGGUGGCAUAUUACCUCAUUGCUAUGCAUCACAAUGAUAUUGCUAUUGUUUUCAUCAGUUACCCUUUCCACAUGAUAAUAGUUCUGGCUAAACAUGAAAGGUAUGACUAGAAAUGACUAUUUUCCCCUCAGGGAAAAUAAAGUUAUUCCUUUCCUAAUAUGAAACAUUGGGACAUAAUUUCCCUCAGGGGCCUAUUCUGUUACUGUCACAAUGUAAUUCACUUUUCUAUGGUUACAGAUGUCAAUAUCUGGCUAGUGACGUUUGGGUUCCACCUUCACAAUGCCAUCCCCGGGUUCCCCAUCCCAAAGUUUGAUCUCACACAGCCGUCCCUGGAGAUGAAGAAGAGCCAGCUCUGGGACGACCUGCCGGUAUGUAGUAUCCCUCCGCCUUCCUACCUCCCUCCACCCCUCCAUCCUCCCCUAUUCCUCCCUUCCUCCCCCCUUCAGCUUAUUUACCCUAUAUUGCCACUAUAGUACUAUCCGCCUCUCUCUGGGGUUAAUUUACCCAGUAUCUCUCCACUGUUAGAUCCCUCCGCCUCAUUCUGGUUUAUUACAACCUUCCGGUAUGACGUAUCCCUCCGUCUCCCUCCCUCUAGUCUAGUUUAUUUACUCUAUCUCUACUGUCAUACCGCUCCACCUCUCUCUGGGGGUUAUUAACCUUAGCUAGCUAUCUCCACUCUCAUUUCCGUACUGUGGUUGUACAACCUCACAGCACAGCUGGCUGGAAGACCAACCAACCCACCGUGUUGAUUUAGCUUGUUAAGACGCACCGCCAGAGAAGAAGAGACAAACAACAUUCAGGGUGGUCCACAGUUCACCCACGGCUACAGAGAGAUCACACGCACACAGACACACACACCAAUUAUACCGCCGCUGAAUCAUCCUCCGGUUUGUCUUAAAAUAAAGAAAUUAUACACACGUAUUUGAAGUGCAAAUUAGUCCCUUAUUGGUUUAAUUACGUUGCCAUGACUGUCACUUCUUCUUCUCUCUGUGUGAAAUUAACAAGAUGUGCUGUUGCUCCUCCUGCCCAACAAUCCCCUAUUUCUUAAAAAAAACUUUUAAAAAAAACAUUUUUGUUGUCGUUGCAGUUGGGUUUUUUCUCAUGACAAACAAACAAAAGUUCUCCCUGUGAUCUUUUUCUUGCUGAAACAAUAUUCAUUGUUUUGUCUCCAUAUAAAUAGGACAUUUCUAGAAGAAAGGGAACCUUUGAAUGACUGAAGCUGGGAUACUUUUUCACCAUGGCAAUCUGGGAUUUGGUUUCAUAUUGUCCCUCGUUGUUGGGAGAACAAUUUUGUUUUUAUUGAGAUAACACAGUACUAGGGGAAUAGCCACCCACUGGGCACAGACGUCAAUUCAACAUCUAUUCUACGUUGGUUCAACGUAAUUUCAUUGAAAUGCCAUAGAAACAAUGUGGAUUUAACCAGUGUGUGCCCAGUGGGUAAAGACACACAACAGGUUUUACAAACUGAGGCUAGAGCAACCCCCUAAAAGUUUCUGUUAUAUCUGUCCAUGACAAGUAGAGAGAGUUCGGAUUUUCUAUCUGUGUAACUUAGACGUUUCUCUCUCUCCUCUCUCUCCUCCCUCUCUUCUCCCCCUUUUCUGACUCCUCCCUCUUUCCUCCCAUCAGUCCAUCUCAGGGGUGCAACAAGAAGUGACCCGGCAAGCCAAGGCCUUCCUUUCCUUCGAGAGGAUGCCGGAGAUCCAGUUGAGCCGCCGGCGCUCCAACCGGGACAAACCCUGGCUGUGGUUCGCCACCGCCAAGUCGCUGAUCGGUAAGGGUGUUAUGUUGGCGGUGACGCAGGGCCGUGUGGUCACCAACGCUCUAAAUAUCGCCAACGAGGACUGCAUAAAGGUCGCCGCCGUCCUCAACAAUGCUUUCUACCUGGAGGACCUACACUUCACGGUGGAGGGACGCGACACGCACUACUUCAUCAAGACGAGCCUACCGGAGAGCGACCUGGGAGCGUUGAGGCUGACAAGCGGGAGGAAGUCGCUGGAGAACGGAGUCAACGUGACUGUGUCCCAGUCCACCACCGUGGUGAACGGCAGAACGCGGCGCUUCGCCGACGUGGAGCUGCAGUACGGCGCACUGGCGCUCCACGUGCGCUACGGCAUGACUCUGGACGAGGAGAAGGCGCGUGUGCUGGAGCAGGCCAGGCAGAAGGCGUUGGCGAGCGCCUGGUCCAGGGAGCAACAACGGGUGAGGGAGGGGGAGGAGGGGGUGAGGCUGUGGACAGAGGGGGAGAAGAGGCAGCUGCUGAGCGGAGGGAAGGUGCUGGGCUACGACGGGUACUACGUCCUCUCCAUAGAGCAGUACCCCGAGCUAGCAGACUCCGCUAACAACAUCCAGUUCCUCAGGCAGAGCGAAAUAGGGAAGAGGUAA